AUGGACGGAAUGGACAUGGGUAGCAGCACCAGCUCAAGCUCCGGCAGCAUGAGCACUUCGAUGACCAUGACCUUCAAAAACUCCCACAACACACCACUCUUUUCUAAUGCCUGGACACCGUCAUCUUCCGGAGCCUUUGCAGGAACAUGUAUCUUCCUGAUUGUCCUCGCCGUCAUUGAUCGCUGUCUCAUCGCGUUCAAGGCUGUCAUGGAACGACACUGGCUCGCCGCUCACCUCAACCGUCGCUAUGUGACUGUGGCCGGCAAGAGCACUGAGGCUGGCAAUAUCGAUGCUGAUCCAGAUGCGAAGAUCGCAUCGCUUGUUACUGCGCAGGGUGUCGAGGAGUCUGUGAGAGUCGUGCACAACCUCCCUCGUGGUCCGAUUCCCUGGCGCUUCAGCGUUGACUUGCCGCGGGCGUUGCUCUUUAUGUGCAUUGCGGGGGUAUCCUAUCUACUCAUGUUGGCGGUCAUGACCUUGAACAUCGGCUACUUCUGCUCGGUAAUUGCGGGUGCUUUCCUCGGAGAACUGGCGGUCGGACGCUUCAUUCACUGGCCUGAGCACGGGCACUGA
This is a messenger RNA of Penicillium arizonense, 570 nucleotides long. Its product is annotated as copper transporter family protein. Gene Ontology annotation, molecular function: copper ion transmembrane transporter activity. The record is from RefSeq and is a predicted model, not a curated record. The transcript is spliced from 2 exons. Gene Ontology annotation, biological process: intracellular copper ion homeostasis; copper ion transmembrane transport. Gene Ontology annotation, cellular component: plasma membrane. NCBI's taxonomy places the organism in Eukaryota, Fungi, Ascomycota, Eurotiomycetes, Eurotiales, Aspergillaceae. The coding region runs from base 1 to 570 and encodes 189 amino acids.